This is a messenger RNA of Pistacia vera, 1842 nucleotides long. RefSeq lists its product as uncharacterized. The record is from RefSeq and is a predicted model, not a curated record. The transcript has a single exon. Lineage: Eukaryota; Viridiplantae; Streptophyta; Magnoliopsida; Sapindales; Anacardiaceae. Bases 390 to 1529 code for a protein of 379 amino acids.
CCUAGCCAUUCUGUCCACCACAAUAAUAUAUUGAAAGUGAAAUCCAGAGUGCAUAAAUUCUCGUUGAGGUAAGGGCAUGUUUUGGCCGGCCCGAUGGCUAGCUAGUUAAGACUGUUUUCGGUCCCAAACAAGAAAGAGACACUCUGUUUGGGUCGCCUGCACUGACCUCUCUAUUUCUAUUGUUUCUUUAUUGCUUUACUACAGUUACUUUUUUACUUCUUUAUUUUCCACUUGUCCUUCUCUAUCUCUCUCUCUCUCUCCUUGUGCCAUUUUAUUCAAAAGUUUUUAUCCUUCCUAUAUAAACUCUCAUUUUCCUCUUUACCCUUCUUCACAGGGACACCAUACCAUACCUCCAUAGUUUUUAUUUUGAAUUAAUACAGCGGGUACAGAUGACAACCGAGUUCUCUGCUGAAGAUAAAUUAAGGGAAGGAGGACGUACGAGCGAUCGGGAAGAAGAAGAAGAAGAAGAUGAAGCAUUGUCACUCUCUGAUUUGCCACUCAAUUUGAUCAAUAUUGAAGAUAAUCAUGAUGAUCAAAACCGGUCCAGCGCAGAAGCAAGCUGUCAAGUGAAAGAACCCGAAGAUCAAGAAUUCAAUUUUGGCUCAUGGGGUGGUUCUCUUUCAACGGAAUCAGAAAUGUGUGCAGCCGAUGAUGUGUUUUUCAAAGGCCAAAUUCUACCAUUACGUUUCUCAGUAAGUUCAGAGAGUGGGUUAACCAGGUUAAUCCAACACGACUUGAGCCACAACUCAGUCACAUCAUGUCUAUCGAGGUCGGAGUCCAUGGACCACUUGAGCUCAGUAGAUAGAUUAACAAGCCUUAACAGUAGCAGAAGCAGCAGCAGCAGUAGAAGCCAUAACUCAUCAAGCACCACCACCACCUCCACCACUACAAUCACUAAAAAUUCGAAGCCAAGAAUAAUUAGAAACCAGUUCCACACCUAUCCAAGUCCCAAACCCCAAAUUAGAGUCUCCGCUUCACAAUUACGCCGCAAUACUAGCGGUAACCGGAGCCAGAAAUCAACGGUUUGGGACUUCUUUAGGCUAGGAUUGGUUCGAACCCCAGAAAUCGAAUUGCAAGAUCUCAAGGUUCGUAACAAUAACAUUGCAAAUAAAAGUUGUGUUAGUCGUAACAGUAGCAGUGGCAGUAGCAGUAACAGUAACAGUAGUAGCAGUAUCAACAAUUACAAUAAACAAGAUUUGAAGAUCACGGAGAAGAAGCAGAAGAAGAAACAGAAUUUGUUGGAUAACAAAACAGGAUUGUUUAGUGGGUGUAAAUGUUCAAUUACAGCAGUUGAAACGGUUCCAUUGAACAAUAUUGUGAUCAUAAAAAGUAACAGUGAGGGAAGCAACAACAGGAAGAGGAUUAACAAUAAUGGUGAAAGUAGCGAGAUGGAAAAGAAACUGCAAGAGUUGAAGACAAAGCAGAAAAUGAAGGAAAAGCAACAAGGAAAGCAAGCUAUGUCACGUCAUCGAACUUUUGAAUGGUUAAAGGAACUUUCACAUGCAAGCUAUGUUGAUGGAGAAACUUAAUUAGCAGUGUAUACUACUCAAUACUCAUCCCGCAUGCUUCUUUUUCCCUCUUCUCAUCAUUGUCUUUUUCUUUUUUUAUGAAAGUAUUUUGUAAUGUUUCUGUAUUUUUAUUUUUUUAUUUUUAAUUAAAUUAAGUUUUUGUAGCGGGGAAAUGUCAAAAUAGAGGUUUGGGUAAUGUUGUAUAAUUGUAUGGUAUGGAGUAUAUAUUAAAGUAAAUCUAAUUGUUGAUAUUGAUUUGAUAAAGGAUUGACCGAUAUCAACAGUUGGACUUUACUUUACUUAUAUAUUAUUAUCAAUAUAAAUGAUUUGAAGU